CCCCCCCCCCCCCCCCAACCUCCUGGCUCCCACCCUCUCCCUCUCUCCGGAUCUCUUUCUCUUUCACUUUUGCAUGCCCUGCAACCUUUUAAAAUGUUGCCCCUUUCCUGUGAUUCGUCAGACGCAGCAGCAUGUGUCCCCUCUCUCUCUCUCUCCCGCUCCCUCUCUCUCCCUUUUUGUCUCCCUCUCCCUCUCCCCCAUCUCUGAUUAGAUACACUGAUUCUUCAUUCAAUGGACGUCAUUUAGAACAGGCUCUGCCUUGAGUUGCCUUCUCGCUUCACGCUCGAUUUCCAGCCAUUCUUCCCUUAUUAAGUGUUCGUGUAAUAUUAAUAGUCAUGAAUAUCUGCUAUUAGGAGUCUCCAGGAAGGCAGCAGAUCUGUUAUUAGGAGCUCAAGUGAAGCAGCAGCUAAGUCAAAGGAGGAAAAAAAAAAGGGGACAGAGGGGGAAAAAAAAAAGGAUUAAGAAACAAACACACACACGCUAAAAACCAACCCCACCAAAAAAAAAAACAACCAAAAAAAAAAAGGCGAAAAAGAACAACAAAAAAAAGGGGCAAAACCAAGCAGAAAAAAAAAAAAAAGAGGCACCAACAGAAAAACAAAACAAAACAAAAAACAACGAAGUUUGCCUCCUCCUUACACCACGCCAGGAUAGAGAACUCGCCUUGGCAACACCCGAUGAAGGGCUGCAGAGACCGGUGCAAGUUCUGAUGGAUUAUCGUGGCUCGCCCGCGGUGCAGGAGCAGCCCCGGCGCCCCGGUCCCGCCGCCCGCUCCUAGCGCCGGGCUCCGGCCGCUCUCCCUCCGCACCCGCGGGGCUCCGCCGGAGGCUGAGCUCUCCGCUGGUUCCCUUUCCUCUGCCUUUUUUUUUUGUGUGUGUGGGUUUUUUUUCUUUUUUAUUCCAUUUUUUCCUGCCUUGACUUGUAACCCCCGACUCUUCGCAGAUGUUAGUACACAGUUUUUCGGCUAUGGAGCGCCACGACAGUACCAGCAACGGGACAGCCCGGCUACCCCAGCUGGGGACCGUGGGUCAGUCUCCCUACACCAGCGCCCCGCCGCUCUCCCACACCCCCAAUGCCGACUUUCAGCCCCCCUACUUCCCCCCUCCUUACCAGCCCAUCUACCCCCAGUCUCAGGACCCCUACUCCCACGUCAACGACCCGUACAGCCUCAACCCCCUCCAUGCCCAGCCACAACCCCAGCAUCCAGGAUGGCCGGGACAGAGGCAAAGCCAGGAGACUGGGCUACUCCACACGCACCGGGGGUUGCCCCAUCAGCUUUCGGGGCUCGACCCACGGAGGGACUACCGGCGACACGACGAUCUACUGCACGCCCCGCACGGGCUGGGCUCUGGGCUGGCCGAUCUACCCCUCCACUCCAUCCCCCACGCCAUCGAGGAUGUGCCGCACGUAGAAGACCCCGGUAUUAACAUCCCAGAUCAAACUGUAAUUAAGAAAGGCCCCGUGUCCCUCUCCAAGUCUAACAACAACGCCGUCUCCUCCAUCCCCAUCAACAAGGACACGCUCUUCGGCGGGGUAGUGAACCCCAACGAGGUCUUCUGCUCGGUGCCGGGCCGCCUCUCGCUGCUCAGCUCCACCUCCAAGUACAAGGUCACGGUGGCGGAAGUGCAGAGACGCCUCUCGCCUCCCGAGUGCCUCAACGCCUCCCUGCUGGGCGGAGUGUUACGGAGGGCGAAGUCUAAAAAUGGAGGGAGAUCGCUGAGGGAGAAACUGGACAAAAUAGGAUUAAACCUGCCAGCUGGGAGGCGUAAAGCUGCUAACGUUACCUUGCUGACGUCGCUUGUGGAGGGAGAAGCAGUACAUCUCGCUAGAGAUUUUGGGUACGUUUGUGAGACAGAAUUUCCUGCCAAAGCAGUAGCUGAAUUUCUCAACCGACAACAUUCCGAUCCAAACGAGCAAGUCACAAGAAAAAACAUGCUUCUAGCUACAAAACAGAUCUGUAAAGAGUUCACCGACCUGCUGGCUCAGGACCGAUCUCCCCUGGGUAACUCACGGCCCAACCCCAUUUUGGAGCCGGGCAUCCAGAGCUGCCUGACCCACUUCAACCUCAUCUCGCACGGUUUCGGGAGCCCGGCGGUGUGCGCUGCCGUCACCGCCCUGCAGAACUAUCUCACCGAGGCGCUCAAGGCCAUGGACAAAAUGUACCUCAGCAACAAUCCCAACAGCCACACAGACAACAGCACCAAAAGCGGCGACAAAGAGGAGAAGCACCGAAAGUGAGGAUUUCUGCCCCCUUACUCCUCUCCCUUCCCCCUCAUAGCCCAUCGAUCCAUUCAUCUCCCUCCUCCCUCUCCCCGGCACCCAGCACCCCCAGGCUACAGCAACAGAAUGAGCGUCCUUCUGCCAAUCGCGUUCACUGACUCUGCGGGACUGCUCUGCCCUCUCCCCGCACCCCAUCCCAGCAUCCACAUUUCCAUUUGCUCCCUCUUAACUUGUCCCCCAAUGUUCCUCCUGUGCCCGCUGCUGCCACCACCGUUUUUGCCCCAGUUUGGAGCCUAAAAGGAACAGUACAGGGGGACGGAGCCAGCAAAGUUAAAAAAAAAAAAGUUCUGUCUUGAGUUUGUGAACUUUUUUUUUAAAGAUAAAACAAAAUGAGGGGAAAAAAAACACAAAACAGAAAAACAAACAAACAAACAAAAAAGGACUUUUUUUUUUCUAAAAAUAGAUUAAAAAUUUAAAAAAAAAUCACAACCAAACAACAAACACACCAAAAAGAAGUAAAUAAUACUUAAAAAAAAGAAAGAAAAUUCUAUGAGCUUCACCGGACUGAAUCACCACCUUCCCUUACAUAAACUUCAGUUGAGAUUGUAGCCAUAUUAAAAACCAGAGACAGGAAAAAAGAAAGAAAGAAAGACAGAAAGAAAGAAAGAAAGAAAGAAAGAAAGAAAGAAAGAAAGAAAGAAAGAAAGAAAGAAAGAGAGAGGAGGCAAACAGAAAAGGUACAACAGCAGCAGCCGCCGCAGCCACCAGAAGGAGAGGCAAAAAGGACUGAUGACGUUGAAUCAGUAUUGUGAAUAAACUUGAACACAAAACACAAGCAGUUCCAUGUCAUAUCUUCAGUUGUAGAACUCUUUUUGGUUUUGUUUUGGUUUGUUUUUUGUUUUUUUUUUAUUUCCUUCUCCUGUCCGAGGUAAACCAACCUGACUUGAACUUUCUAUGGCAACACGAUUCACGGUUAUUAUAUAAGGGAAUCAGUGUUCAUGUAUGUAUAUAUUUAUUUAUGUGUAAUUUAAUGGGAAUUGUAAAUAUGGUGAGUCUGUUUUAAGCCUUUUUUUUUUUAUUAUUAUUAUUUAUCUGGUGAUCUCGUUUACCUCUUGUUUAGUGGGUUUUAAAGCUUCCCCUCUUAGUUCAUCACGUGGUUCAUGGUACUUAUUUAGAUAUCAGAGGUUUUUUGGGGGUUUUUCUCUGGGAUUCAUCAUUUUUUAGCCCUGUUGUAGCAUGUUAAAGGCGACAAUGAAGCAGCUGAACAAAAGAAAAGAAAAACAAAGACACAUGGAUUUUUAAAUUUUUUUUUUAAAUAUAUAAUUAGUAUGACAUUUAGUUUCUCAUUGAAGAUAAAAUAAAGUGAUGUUGGACCCUGGCAAGGUUUUUAAACAUGUUAGUGGUUUUACAACCCUUAUGUGUUGUGGCAAAUGAAAGAAGAAGCGAUUUUCAUCCACUGUCCUUCUCCCGAAAGCACCAUCAGAUCAGAGCAAUAAAUUAAUAUUGUCUUUUAAAACAAGAUUUAGCUUCUCUUUCCUCCCCCCCCUUUUUUUUUCCUUUCUCUCUCUCUCUCUUUUUUUUUUUCCCCUUUUCUUUGUUUUAUUUUCUUUUCCAAAGAACUUCAAACACUCGGGACCACCUGGUAUCCUGUAUUUCCACUGGCCAUAUUGGAAGCAGUUCUAGUUGUAUUGUAUUGAGUUGUGCCGGCAGUAGUUUCCAUGCCUAUCAAUGUAUCAUAGUCCUUUGUUGCCCAGAUAAAUAAAUAUUUGAUACGCUUUAUGUCGAUUUUUUUAUUCAGUGGCUGUCUUUACCCAGGCGUAUUUUUGUUCUUGGCAGUAUUUUUUAUUCAGUAUGGUUACAGUAAUUGAGUUUAACUCUCCCUUGACAAUUGCUCCUUGCAAUAAGCAGCUGAACCCAUUGUUUCCCUCAAGUCUAAUAAAAACUUACUUUCAACUUGGAGUUCAGAGCAGGGUAUCAUUUAGAUAUUCCACUGAGUCUGUAUUCAGACAAAUGACACAAUAAAGCACAAUGUAUUCUUUUGGAUAAAAAAUUGUCUGUACUACUAACAAAAUGACACACUAUCUUUUUCUUUAACCAAAACCUAAUUUUAUUUAAAAAAAAAAGAAAAACAAAAACAACAACAAAAAAAAAAGAAACGACAAAAUAAAGUUUUAUUUUAUUUA
Pogoniulus pusillus (Red-fronted tinkerbird) is the source of this 4403-nucleotide messenger RNA. RefSeq names its product transcription factor AP-2 alpha (gene TFAP2A). NCBI's taxonomy places the organism in Eukaryota, Metazoa, Chordata, Aves, Piciformes, Lybiidae. Gene Ontology annotation, cellular component: nucleus. The record is from RefSeq and is a predicted model, not a curated record. Gene Ontology annotation, molecular function: RNA polymerase II transcription regulatory region sequence-specific DNA binding; DNA-binding transcription factor activity, RNA polymerase II-specific. The transcript has 7 exons. The coding region runs from base 943 to 2238 and encodes 431 amino acids. Gene Ontology annotation, biological process: regulation of cell population proliferation; regulation of transcription by RNA polymerase II; anatomical structure development.